Molecule: messenger RNA, 1186 nt
Organism: Neltuma alba
Lineage: Eukaryota; Viridiplantae; Streptophyta; Magnoliopsida; Fabales; Fabaceae
Exons: 3
Coding region: 247-1017 (256 amino acids)
Source: RefSeq, a predicted model, not a curated record
AUUUUCGUGUCUUUCAUUUCUAUUUUUUGGGUCUGUUUUGGUUCCCUUUUUGCGGACACCUGUUUUCGUUUCUUCUCGUUUUACGUUUGCUCGUACGAGCUGUAAGGGAAUCCAUCUAGAGAUUGGGGAUUGAGGGUCGAUCUAUUCAGUUUCUUGUCUUCGUGUCACUUUCGACAUUUGUGAAAGCUUGCUGGGACGCUUUUAUUCUGAGCGCUGUCGAUCUGAAAGCCGUUGCUCAAGCACUUGAUGCAAUCGAUGGAUCUGCAUUCUCCUCCUAAUGCUGCGGAUAACAACUAUAUAAGCUCCCUUGAAAGUAGUUUCAGUGACUCAUUACGUAUUCAAGAUGACCAGAAAUCAGAAAUUCCACUGGAGGAGACUUGUAACUGUAAUGUGGUGGAGCGUCUGCGUGGAGCUUUUGAACAGCAAGAUGUGGAACUAAAUAACAAGUGCUUGAACAGGUGUGCGACCUUUCCUCAUCCGGGCAUGAUUUUACCUCCAAGCUCUUCGAAUGCUGAAGAUGGGAAGGCUAAUGCGUCAUUGCCAGAGUCCCUCUUUGAGCAGUCUGCACAUCAAACCUAUGCACGAUCAAUAUCUCUGCCUACUCCUUUGAAGCCUGUGUCUGCAAUGAAAGGUAGCCGUGAGAAGCAAGGGGGAUCGCAAAUGAAAUUGACCGUGAAAUGGGCCCCUGAUGUGUAUGAUCCAGUGCCUACAUCGUUAUCUCAUACUGUUAAAAACAGGAAACAGCAGAAAUCCAGGAACAAGAAGAAUGAUAAGAAAAAUGGAAAGAAAAGUCAGAAGGGAAAUUCUUCUCGAGGGGCCAAGGAUAAGAAGCAGCUUCGCAAAACCUCCGUGACUUCUGAUUUGUGCUAUAAGCUACCGGAUUCUCGUGAUAAGGUGAUAGAAACUUCAACUGACUUUGAUGCUCUUGAUGUUAGUACGCAAGAUUCCUAUUGCGGAACUAGCUUCUUAAAGAAUUCACUUACGAAAGUACACUUUUCAGUUGCCGAAGCCCUGUAAGUCAUAUCCGAGUUUUUGCUCUUAUCUUCCUCAUUGUGCAUAAAUAAAUAUUUUCUUUCGGUCAGCGUGUCCAAACAUUGGAUUGUAUGUUAGUUCGGUUUUGUUUUCAUGCAUGAACUAAAACAUUUUGUGCUAUUUAGAAAGCAGCCUGCUUUGGAUUUGCAUAUCA